ACUAAAUUAAACCAACCCAAAGUCCCACUCCAAAAAAGGCCCAAACACCGACGGUGAAAGGGGGAGAGAACGCAGUAACUUUGAAGUGGCCAACCCUGGCGGUGUCUGACUCUCGCGAUGACAUCGUUGCGGGGCGGAGGAUCGACCAAGACUUCCGCUCCAGUUCUGCUGGCCGUGUUUUGGUACGCGUGAAAAACAUCCUCCCUCUUCACCCACACAGCAUCAAAUACAGCAGAUAGCAAGACGAAAGAAAAAAGGAAAAGAAAAUGCAUCGCAAAAUCGAACUCCAAUCCCCCGCAGACUUCACCUACCUCUACGCCAACACGGUCGCAGCCUCUCGCCAAAAAUUAGAUCUUCAUCUCCCCCCUUCCGCAACCAACAAUGACGAGCCCGAUCCGAUGCGAGAACGUGUAAGGGAAUUAGUCGAUGAGUACAUCCUCAAAACCUUCACCACCGCCUCCUCCUCAAUCAGCAUCAACGGUCUCGACUCCUCCUCCCCCCAAUUCCCCUUCCCGGCCGCCUUCACCACCCCCACAGAAACAGUCGAAUAUGAAGCCUACGACACCAAUCUCGCGGCCCGCGUCACCUCGCUGUAUGCACAGUUGGAGUCGCUCACGACCAGCGUUGCGCAGUUGAGGCGGGAUGCUCCCCGGCGCGCGGCGAGGGCGUAUGCCGAUCAACUGAAACUUGCAUUGGAGGGGGAUGAGGAUGAAAAUGAGGAUGGGGAGGGUGAAGGGGAAGGUGAAGGGCAAGAGCAAGGGCAAGCGCAGAAAGUAGAAGGGGAUGUCCAGAUGCCUGAUGCUGAUGGGGAUGAAAAACCGAGUGCGAGUACUGCUACUCAAUCGCGCAAAUCCGCCAAAGAAGAUUGGAAAUUACAGGUUCCGCUCGGUACACAGCAUGAGGCGGAGCGGUGGCGGAAUGGGGAAAUGGCCGAGGUCUACGAGGAUGCGUUGCGCACUUUGCUUCGACUCCAAGGUGAUGCGGAUGACGCCGAUGCCAACGCAGACGGAGGAGCGCAUAAUGCUCUAGCCACGACAGUAGGCAAGGCUGAAAGAGCCGGUCGGGCGGCCGAGGUCGUGGAAAAUAUGUGAUGCGUUUGGGAUAUAUUUGGUUUUGAUUUAUUUCAUGGCGUUGAUUAGGCAUUAUGAUACCAAUCCAGUUAUGGGUAUUCAACCCUACAUGACUCGUUUCAGAUAUAGGCAAUUCGAUUUAUGUACUCCGUACGGCUAUUCACCAUAAUCUCGACUCCGUACAUCCAAUCUACCAACAUAAACCAGCGCUUUUGUAUUCUGUUCCCGUAAUUACUAUCCCCAGUUCCCAUCUAUCAAAGCACCACACGCCGCUCGUUCUGACUCGCUUAGCAUCUAAAGCCCGAAGGCCAAGACAUGAAAAAA
Aspergillus wentii DTO 134E9 is the source of this 1394-nucleotide messenger RNA. RefSeq lists its product as uncharacterized. Lineage: Eukaryota; Fungi; Ascomycota; Eurotiomycetes; Eurotiales; Aspergillaceae. Bases 267 to 1091 code for a protein of 274 amino acids. Gene Ontology annotation, cellular component: MIS12/MIND type complex; kinetochore. The record is from RefSeq and is a predicted model, not a curated record. Gene Ontology annotation, biological process: mitotic sister chromatid segregation. The transcript is spliced from 2 exons.